CUGUGUUCCAGCCCCUCUGUGGGAGGAGAGAAGGGCAGGACCACAAGCCUGCAAGAGGCUGUGGCCUACAGCCGGGGAGAGGCCAGCCCGGCCUACAGUGCAGACACAGGACAGAGGGGAGCCAGGUUCUUUGCACUGACCAACACUGAGAGCAGACCCUCAGAGCAGCCGGAUCGGAAGUGUUUCACCUCAGUCACCAGACAGAUCCAGGAUAGGAUGGGCAGCCCAGUGCACCGAGUGUCAUUGGGGGAUACCUGGAGCAGGCAAAUGCACCCCGACAUGGAGAGCGAGAGGUAUAUGCAGUCCUUUGACGUGGAACGGCUCACCAACAUCCUUGAUGGAGGUGCCCAGAACACUGCUCUCCGGAGGAAAGUUGAGAGCAUCAUCCACAGUUACCCAGAGUUUAGCCGUAAGGACAAUUAUUUCAUGACCCAGAAUGAGCGUUAUAAGGCUGCCAUGCGGAGGGCAUUCCACAUCCGGUUGAUAGCACAGCGCCUGGGUUGGUUGGAAGAUGGUCGUGAAUUAGGCUAUGCUUACAGAGCCCUUUCUGGAGAUGUGGCCUUAAAUAUACACAGAGUCUUCCUGAAAGCCCUCAAGAGCCUGGGCUCAGAGGAACAGAUUGCCAAAUGGGACCCACUCUGCAAAAACAUCCAGAUCAUCGCAACAUAUGCACAGACAGAGUUGGGACAUGGGACAUAUCUUCAGGGCCUGGAGACUGAAGCCACCUAUGACGCAGCCACCCAGGAGUUUGUGAUACACAGCCCCACUCUGACUGCCACCAAAUGGUGGCCUGGAGACCUGGGACGGUCAGCCACCCAUGCCCUGGUCCAGGCCCAGCUGGUCUGCUCAGGAGCCCGGCGGGGCAUGCACGCUUUUAUUGUGCCAAUCCGGAGUCUUCGGGACCACACCCCACUGCCAGGAAUCAUCGUUGGGGACAUCGGGCCCAAGAUGGACUUUGAUCAAAUGGACAACGGCUUCCUGCGGCUGAACCAUGUGCGGGUCCCCAGGGAGAACAUGCUGAGUCGCUUUGCACAGGUCUUGCCAGAUGGCACAUACAUCAAACUCGGGACAGCACAGAGCAACUACCUUCCCAUGGUGGUGGUGCGGGUGGAGCUGCUAUUAGGGGAGGUCCUCCCUACACUGCAGAAGGCCUGUGUCAUCGCCAUGCGCUACUCGGUCAUCCGCCGCCAAUCCCAGCUCCGGCCCAGUGACCCAGAGGCAAAGGUCCUGGACUACCAGACGCAGCAGCAGAAACUCUUUCCUCAGCUGGCCAUCAGUUAUGCCUUCCAUUUCCUGGCAGUCAGCCUCUUGGAGUUCUUCCAGCACGCCUACACUGCCAUUCUGAACAGAGACUUCAGCUUGCUGCCUGAGCUCCACGCGCUGAGCACAGGCAUGAAGGCCAUGAUGUCGGAAUUCUGCACUCAGGGAGCUGAGAUGUGCCGCAGGGCCUGUGGCGGACACGGCUACUCAAAGCUGAGUGGCCUGCCAUCACUGGUCACCAAAUUGUCAGCCUCCUGCACCUAUGAGGGUGAGAACACAGUGCUCUACCUGCAGGUGGCCAGGUUUCUGGUGAAGAGCUACCUGCAGACUCAGAUGUCCCCUGGCUCCAUGCCACAGAGAUCUCUCCCUCCAUCUGUCGCGUAUCUCGCCACACCUGACCUGGCCAGGUGUCCAGCCCAGUUUUUUUAGGGCAGCCGAGCUUCCUCUGCCCAGGAAGCUCACGCCACAGCCUGGGCACACGUGGCACAGCAAGGUAAGCCAGUGCUAGCCUGGGCACACGUGGCAGCAAGACUGAUAAAGGACUCAGUGCACCAUUUACAGACCCUGACGCAAUCCGGAGCUGAUCAGCACGAGGCCUGGAACCAGACCACUGUCAUACACCUCCAGGCUGCUAAGGCGCACUGCUACUAUGUCACUGUGAAGGGUUUUACAGAAGCUCUGGAGAAACUAGAAAAUGAAUCAGCGAUUCAGCAGGUUCUCAAGCGCCUCUGUGACCUCCAUGCCAUACACGGAAUCUUGACUAACUCGGGUGACUUUCUCCAUGAUGCCUUCCUCUCUGGUGCCCAAGUGGACAUGGCAAGAGCAGCCUACCUGGACCUGCUCCGCCUGAUCCGGAAGGAUGCCAUCCUGUUAACUGAUGCUUUUGACUUCACCGAUGAGUGUUUAAAUUCAGCACUUGGCUGUUAUGAUGGAAAUGUUUAUGAACGCCUGUUCCAGUGGGCUCAGAAGUCACCAACCAAUACUCAGGAGAACCCUGCCUAUGAGGAAUAUAUAAGACCACUAUUACAAAGUUGGAGAUCCAAGCUAUGAAAUAACCAACAGUAUUCAGGAAGCAACAAGCACCAUCAUGUGAUAAUGGUACUAUGGCAUAUAUGCAACAUUAAAAUUUUAAAUUAGA
Molecule: messenger RNA, 2398 nt
Organism: Chlorocebus sabaeus (green monkey)
Lineage: Eukaryota; Metazoa; Chordata; Mammalia; Primates; Cercopithecidae
Gene: ACOX2
Product: acyl-CoA oxidase 2
Biological process (GO): fatty acid beta-oxidation using acyl-CoA oxidase; lipid homeostasis; very long-chain fatty acid metabolic process
Cellular component (GO): peroxisome
Molecular function (GO): fatty acid binding; FAD binding; 3alpha,7alpha,12alpha-trihydroxy-5beta-cholestanoyl-CoA 24-hydroxylase activity
Source: RefSeq, a predicted model, not a curated record